AUGUCGGUGCCAUUGUUUGUUUUGAGGAAUGAACGUAAUCGACGCUAUCCCCAAAGAAAGUUACUUGAGAGCCUCUCCGAAUUUGAAAUUAGAAAGCACACUGGCUUGCCAUGGUGGGGAGCUAGAGAGAUUUUGGGGUGGUUAGAACCACAUGUGGAACCGAAACAAUUUACAAAUCAUGCUGUGACGGCGGAAUCUAAAGUUCUUACGACACUGGGGUUCUUUCGAUCAGGACGUUUUCAAUGGUUAAUGGGGUCAGAUUGUGGAUUAUCCCAACCAACCGCGUCAAGAAUUAUAGAGCAGAUUACAAUCGCUCUCUACGAUUUUAUUUUAGGUCAGCCGAGUCUUGUUACGGAGUCGCCAAAAAUCGUAUCUUUUCCCGAUGCAGCUGAACAGAAAAGAAUUUCUACAGCCUUUCAUGCCAAGAGUAGAUUUCCAAAUAUAAUAGGAAUUAUCGAUGGGUCACAUGUGAAUAUAAUUUCGCCAAGUCAAGACGAAAGGUCAUUCGUGAAUAGAAAACAAAACCACUCAAUCAAUGUCCAAAUUGUUUGCGACGACCAAUUCCGAUUCAUUGACGCCGUGGCAAGUAAUCCGGGUGGCGCACAUGACUCGUUUGUGUUCCGAAAUUCUCACAUUCAUCACCGAUUUUUGACAGGAGAAUUUGGGAAUGGAAAAUUAAUAGGUGACUCAGGAUAUUCUCGUUCUCCGUUUAUGGAGGUUCCUUAUGCUAGGGGAAUUAUUACUCCUUUUCAGAACGAUUACAAUAAAAGGUUAACGUCCGUUCGAUGUGCCAUUGAAUGCACAAUUGGACGAUGGAAAAGACCGGGGGAGAACUUUGCUAUACUCCAACAAAAGUUUGUCGCCUAA
This is a messenger RNA of Folsomia candida, 867 nucleotides long. Its product is annotated as putative nuclease HARBI1. The transcript is spliced from 4 exons. Bases 1 to 867 code for a protein of 288 amino acids. The record is from RefSeq and is a predicted model, not a curated record. Lineage: Eukaryota; Metazoa; Arthropoda; Collembola; Entomobryomorpha; Isotomidae.